This is a messenger RNA of Carassius auratus (goldfish), 817 nucleotides long. RefSeq lists its product as uncharacterized. Lineage: Eukaryota; Metazoa; Chordata; Actinopteri; Cypriniformes; Cyprinidae. The record is from RefSeq and is a predicted model, not a curated record. The transcript has 7 exons. Bases 5 to 817 code for a protein of 270 amino acids.
UCUGAUGAGCUUCAACACAAUAUAUUUGACGCUGAUGUCGGUCAGAAAUGCUCCUCGUCUUCCUCUGAUCUUUCUGCUCAUGAUUCACGGGGUUUCUAGUGUUGAUUGGGGUGUGAGUUACAGUCCUUCACACAUCUGUGCACUAAAGCACUCCUCAGUGAUAAUGAGCUGCUCUUAUACAUACCCUACUGGAUAUAAGAUUGAGAAAGUGUUCUGGACCAGAAACCCUGAGCAGGGUAAAGAGCCUCCAGAUCUGUCUAAGGACCCUGAAUACAGUCAGAGGCUUCAGUAUUUGGGAGACAAACAGCAGAACUGCACCAUCAGACUGAGUCAUGUGACACAGAAGGACCAACACAUGUACUAUUUCAGAUUCAUCACUGUUAAACCUAAAGAUAAAUGGAUUGGCACUCCAGGAGUGACUCUUACUGUCACAGAUCUUCAGGUGGAGGCUCCUGAGAACGUGACAGAGGGUUAUAAUGUCAGUCUGACAUGUAAAAGCAGCUGCACUCUGACUGACAGAGCAACAUUCAUCUGGUACAGAAACUCACAGCCAUUAACUGAGAGAAGAGACGGAAACAAUCAACUCCUGCUGCAGUCAGUCAGAAGAGAGGAUGCAGGCAGAUACAGCUGUGCUCUACAUGGACACACGUACAUCUCUCCUGCUGCUCAGCUCACUGUCUCCUUUCAACCUGGUGCUGAUAGGAAUAUCUCUGAUCCCAGUGAAGACACAUACACAGCUCUUGAGCUCCAGUCCACGACCUCUGACCUCUACAACACAUUCGCAACCGUUCGUCCCAGACCUCCUGAAGACUCUUGA